This is a messenger RNA of Schistosoma intercalatum, 4615 nucleotides long. NCBI's taxonomy places the organism in Eukaryota, Metazoa, Platyhelminthes, Trematoda, Strigeidida, Schistosomatidae. The record is from the annotation of a GenBank genome assembly.
ACUUAUAUUUGCGCGUGUUUUAAUAUAUAUGAUGAAUAUUCACUGCUGCCCUAAGUGGACAUCAGUUGGAGCCAAGAAACUAAUCUGUCUUUUGCUGUGCAUAUCAGUAGCUUGCUUGAUCACUUAUCGAGUACAUGUUUGGUUGAAGCAUUACGACAGUUUGGCAUCAAAAAUGAUUAUUUCAGCUUAUGAGGAUCAUCAAAGUAAUUUGCCAUUUCCUUUGAUCAGUAUCUGUAAUAUUAAUCCAGCAAGGGGAACUAAACUGUACAAUAUUCAGUCAGCUGAGUCUCAGGAUCGUGGUGUUGAUUAUGAAAUUUUCUCGGAUGCUUUUCAAGGACGUUCAAGUGAAAACCUCCCGGAAAGCAAACUUAAAGUGCCAAUUUUCAAGCUCAUGGAGAAAGCAUCUCAUCAGAUAGAUCAAAUGUUAAGAAGCUGUAAAGUUGGUCAAAGACAUUGUUCCGUACUGAAUUUUACAAAGAGCAUUCUACCGAAUGGCGCUUGUUAUACGCUAGCUGGCGAUUUAACCGGCAUAGACGAAAUUCAAUUAGUGUUAGAUCCACAAAGUUACGAUUAUUUGGUACCGAAUCAAGGAUUUAUUGGCUUUCGCAUUUUACUACAUGGAUAUGGUGAUUCCUUAUGGGCACUAAUACCAACUGCUGUUUAUGCUGGUCCAACAUUUCAUACUAUGUUACGUGCAGUUGGCCUUAAAAAGAUUUAUAAACAACAUUGUACAAGUCAAUCAAUCUGGGCUAGCUGUAUGCAUGAUUGCAUGCAAGAAAUGUUAUUAGAAAAAUGUCAUUGUCAAUUGCCAGAUUGUACUGUUUUUGAAAUGAUGAAAUGUGGAUUAACUAUGAAUUCAAUGAUCGAAUCUCUAUCACCAGUUCAGUGUCGAUGUCAUAAUCCCUGUGAAGCGAUAUCUUAUUCGGUAGAAUCCAUAACCCAAGCAUUAAAAUCCCCAUUAUUAUUUACACAUUCUCUAAGUCUAUUUACUAAAAUAAAUCAAACCAACUUUCACUCAAACAAUAAUUUUCAACUACUUACUGAUCAACAACAAUUUAAUAACAAAAUUAUAUCGAAAAACCAAAAACUGACAACUGUUUCUGAUGACAUUAGUGAUUAUGAUCCUAAUAACAAUAAUCAUAAAAACUCUAAAGAAUUGAAUAUAAAUCAAUCGGAACAAUUUCUGCAUAUUUACAGAAAAGAGAUUUGGGAUGGCUUACUCCUUCAAACAUGGGCAUUUCUACGCGAAGCUAAUCGUACAGCAUUUGAACAGUUAAGACAACUUUCUCGCCUUUUACAAAGUUUAAAUUUGGAUUUACAGACAGUAGAACGUACAGUUUAUAAAGUUCAUAGAAAACACAGAUUCAAUUUAGAAGCUACUGACCUAAUGCUUUGGGAUAGCGAACGUCUAUCAACAAAUAAACAUCCUUCAGAUCAAUCUAACGGAUUAUGUAUGGAUAGUGAAGAACAUUCUCGUAUGCUAGAAAGGGUUAGCCGUUUAGGAAAGGAAUUUGUCCGCCUUUUUAGACAAAGCAUUUUGUUUCGAGAUAUAACAUUAGUCCCAGGACUAGAUUUUCACAUUCAUCUUGUUCGUCUGUUUUUUUUAAACGUCGUCGAUGAGUUGGAUCGUCUCGCUAAUCAAUUAUUACACAACGACCUGUUUUCUGAUGUGACAAUGCUUGAUUUACAACGUAAAACAAAUCAGUGCAAGCAAACUAACAAUAAAUUAAUAUACAACGAUACUAGAUGGGAAAAUCAGUUAGAACAAUCACAGUUAAUUGUUGCCAGUGAAGAUAUAGCCAGUCUUCAAGCUGUUCUUCUAGCUACCGAUUCGCAGUUCAAACAAUUAAGAACGGUGUUUUCUAAAUUAGUUUUGGAUAACCGUGAAUUAAUUGAAACUAUCCCAAUUAAGCGGGCUAGUUUAAACACUAAACCAGAUAGCUUGAUCAGCACCGAAGAAGGAUUAGUCAGUGUUACAAUACAGCUGACAAGGGAUAAAAAUCGUCUUAUACGUUUGGAAUCAGUACAGGCAAUUUAUAGUCCAAUCGCUGAACUAUUGGAUCUAAUAGUAUCUGGUCUAUUGCUUGCAUUUCUAUCUAUCUUCCUAUUAAAUAUUUGUGUUUCACACCCAAACAAUUCAGAUUCGUGUUAUUAUGAAUGCUGUUGCUGUUGUUCCACUCUCGUAAAUAAAUCUACUAAUUCUAAAUCAUGUGAAUCACCGAAAUUGGUUACUCAUACCACUUUACCUACAGCUUCAUAUAUUAAUUGUAAUACAGAUAGUGGAAGUUCUAAUAAACGUCUGCCAAAACUCAAUACUAUCUCAUAUAGAAAUUACAGUGACUUAAUACCAACCGAUAUUUUACAGAAAAAACCCACAGUGAAUUCAGUUUAUUUGUUUGAUUCACAUCAACAAGAUGGAGUCCCGAUUUCAAAUAAAUGUCUAAUAACAGGAUUACCAAUUACCAGUAAUAAGCCAUGUGCAAAAGGUUUUGGAGAGAAUUGUCGACAUAAUUUCAAUAUGUGUCCAAAUGAAUCAACACAAUAUAUAACACACAAUUUACCUACUUUACCGGGAUCUUCAGUGACAUUACCGAAAUGGGACAAUAAAGUUCUUCAAAUUGAUGUGGAUGGUUUUAACUGCAUGGAUGUAUCUGAGCAUUCUACCACUGAGUGUGAAGGUGAACAAUCACAUGCGAACACAAGCAUUCCACUUCUGACCGGUGUUACAUCUGGAAACAGUAAUCAAGGUUUGUUCGUUUAGUGAAAAUAAAGUUCAAUCUCAACUGUAUUCUUGAAAAUACAGAAGUGACCUUUAUUUUAAUUUUCAGAAGUAGUUUAUUUCCAAAUAGAUGAAGAAAUCUUCUAAGAAAAAAAAGAAUCAGUUAGCAGCACAGAUUAUUAAAUGUGAAGUGGAAUUUAAGAUAUUUGCUCAAAAUGCUCAUUUUAAAAACGGGAGAUCAACAUUAUUCAUGUCAUCAACAACAAUCACUUCCACGACAACAACAACAACAACAGCUAAAUCAUCAACAAAACGGUGUCAACGAAUCCUGUAUUAGUUUUUGUGAUUGUUUGUAUUCCAUAGAAGAUAAUACAAAAACAGAUUCUGCAUCGUGUUUAAAUUCAAGUAAACUUUUAUUUUGUAAUAACCAUUCAAACACUAUGAGAAAUUGUUCUUCUAUUAGAAAACCAACUGAUAUUAAUUAUAGUAAAAAUGAAAUGUUAAAUUGUUUAAUAGUAACACCACAACUACAGCAUACAACAUUUAAUGAAGUUACACCAAAUAUUGUAACAACACAUCAGUUACCAUUCAGUGUUGAUUUACUUCAGUCGUCGCAAUUAAUAGACGAUAAGGCAACACUACCAGUAAACACAUCACAUUAAGAUAGACUGUCUUAGGGAGUACAAAUAUAAUCGGUAUAUCAGAGUUAUGUAUUAGGCACAGUUUUAAUAACAGAUCAGAAUAAUAUUCAUGAUUGUCAAUGUGCAUAAUGUAUAAUCAUGAAAUUCAACUUUAUUCAUUUUUCAUUUCUUGAAAGUAUCCCAUUUUAUGUAUCACGGAAAUGUAAUUACUCAAUAAAGCAUUUGAUGUAGAUUUAUUAUUCAACUUGUCAUUUGUAUUUUGGAUUCAUACAUUCCCUUCACUAUGCACUCAUCAACACAUUAAAGCACAUAGUUAUUCUAAAGCACUUGUUAAUUCUCUAAAUAAACAUUCUGUCAAAAAAAACUAAUCAGUAUGAACACCUUUUUUGAUAGUAAGUGAAAUAAAAAACUUUCAUUUUGUCUUUCACACAAUGACACGAUAUACACUCCUUGUUCAUAAUUUUACGUCAAUGUUUCACUUCAUCUUACUAAUUUUUUUUUACAAAAAAAAAUGAUUUAUUGAAUGUUUUUUAUUUGUAGAUUUUAAAUUAACUAUUCAUUUCCAUUGUAAAAUUCUAUAGAAUGAUAUUUCUAACAUUAUUAAUAAUAUUAAUGUAAUAGACCAACAUUAUUGUGAAACCUGAUAGUGAAAUACAAUUAAAUUUUCAUAAUAUGUCUAACUUUCAUAUAAUUCCGCAUGAUAUAAUUAAGUUUACCAAUUAUUCAACUAGUAAUAGAAAAACUUGGAUUAAUGAAGAAAAUUUCUCUGAUGCUAAAUAGAAAUAACUUAUCGUCAAUAACAUAUGUUCUAAUUACUUUUAACACAUAAAAUUGAAGAGGUGGGUUUGGUUAGCAAUGCUAGAUUCAACUGCCAGUCAUAGUAAAUCUCUUCUAUUGAACUUGGGAUAAAAUGAGUGUAUUGAGGAGAUCCACAAAGAAUGAAGGUUUUCCGACUAUGACCAAAAUUCAACCAAGAAUAUUAACAACAGGAUAACCCAAACCCCUACAAAUUAGAAUAAUAUGCUAAAAUUACAGAAGUAGAAAGAAUUUCGGAAAGGAAACAAGCUUUAGUUAAUAUAUUGGUAAACAUUACAGUCACCAUACUGGAAGAAUCAUAGUAAUAGUGUAGACAAAUGAGUAUGGAAAAUGUAAAAAUCCAAGUUCUUUAGAAAGAAGAAGUUUAGAAGUUUUACCAUUUAAUCACGAAAUAAUUUUAUUGGAAAUCAUAUUUAAUCCUUAAAAUAUCCAAUAAAUU